Molecule: messenger RNA, 693 nt
Organism: Uncinocarpus reesii 1704
Lineage: Eukaryota; Fungi; Ascomycota; Eurotiomycetes; Onygenales; Onygenaceae
Exons: 2
Coding region: 1-693 (230 amino acids)
Biological process (GO): cytoplasmic translation
Molecular function (GO): protein binding
Source: RefSeq, a predicted model, not a curated record
AUGGGCCGAGAAGACCAGGACGAAGAGCGGGAGACGCUAAAAUCUAUUUUCCCAGACGAGAUCACAGAUAUAUCUGAAGACACAUACCGAAUAUCAAUAACCCUCGACGUCGGCCAUCAUGGAGACGAUUACUCGGAUCCGCCAAUCCUCAUCCUUCAAGUGACAUACCCAGAAAAUUACCCCGAUGUUGCCCCUCGUCUUGAAAUCUCCGCUCCCCCCAACGCCCCAAAAUACCCUCAAUUUGAUAUUCAGGAAGAUAGAGACCGGCUUCUUGACUCGCUCCAAACCACCAUCGAAGAGAACUUGGGGAUGCAGAUGGUGUUUACACUCGUCGAUACACUCAAAGAGGGCGCGGAACUGCUUAUCUCAGAACGCCGCGCAGCAAUCGAGGCGCUAAGGGAAUUCGAAGCGGCGAAAGCGGAAGAGGAAGAAAACCGGAAAUUUCAGGGCGAGGCUGUAACGAGGGAGAGCUUCCUGGAGUGGCGGGAGAGAUUCCGGGCAGAGAUGGAAGAAGAGGAAAGGAGGAAACAGGAAGAGCGGGAGGCAGAGGAGAAGAAGAAAAGAGCCACCGCCAAAGGGCCGGAGAAGCUCACUGGCAAACAGCUGUGGGAACGAGGUCUGGCAGGAAAGGCAGAUUAUGACGAGGAAGAUUCGUUACCCGUUAAGCUGGCCAGUGUAGAUCUGAAAGCAUAA